UCUUACAGCACGGUUUCUAUACUACUACUAAGUCAAAUUUUGACAAAAUUUGUAGAUGCAUGAGUGUGUGUUUUUCUUGCUUUCAUUGGAUUUCACAAAAGGAUGGAUAUCUGGACAGCAGAGAAAAUUCUUCUUCUCAGUUUUCUGUUGAAAGGUGUUCGGGGUAGAGAUUUCAGCAUCAGUCUGCCAAAGAAGAUUAAAGCUCUCAGUGGAUCCUGUGUGAUUAUAAAGUGCACACUUGAGAUUAAGGACAAGUUUGACAAAGACCUCACUAAAAGAGCUACAGGAUGUUGGUAUAAAGAUGGGACUCAGUUUGAAAAAAUAGUUUUCAAUGCCAUGUCAAGCCAAAACUCCAUUAUUAGGGGAAAUAUAACUGGAAGAUUACAUGAGAAGAACUGUACCACCAUGUUUUAUGAUGUUAGAUCAAAUUACAGUGGUAAUUAUUACUUUAGGAUUGAGGGUGAAGGUGGAUUGAAAUGGACUUAUUCUGAAGAAUAUGUUCUGAUAGAAGUGAUUGAGUCUCCCCCCAAACCCACAGUGAAGCUGUAUGAGGAUCAGGAUCCGGAGGAGGUGUUGGAGGGGAGCUCUGUGAGUCUGCGCUGCUCUGCUGAGACUCUCUGCUCCUCUCCUCCACCAACUCUCACAUGGAGCUUCACUCCCAGAAUCCCCCUCAGUGAGAGCGGCGGACAACAGGAGCUCCUCGUCUCUGAUCUGAACUUCACUGCUACUCACCGUCACCACAGAGUCACUUUCACCUGCACUAUAACCUACCAGCUACAGGACAAGAACAAAACAGCACAGGACAACAUCACACUACAUGUUCAGUAUGCCCCUAAAAUCUCUCCCUCCUCCAGCUGUAACGGAACUGAUGUAACUGUGUGUUUCUGUGAGGGUGAUGGGAAUCCCUCUCCUGAACUGGAGUGGCAUCUGUCUGGACGUCCUGUCAGUAACUCUUCAAACACGUUCAUCAGUGAAGAGCGAUUGAACAGCACAGGCUUGAGGAGCUCCAUCACUCUACAUCAGUCACUCUCACACUCAUACACUCUGCAGUGUGUCGGUAACAACACUCAUGGCACUGCAAGAAAACUGUUUCAACUUAAUCUCUUCCCUCCAGAAAGAGAUGCACAUCUUUUCUCCAUCUCAAUUGGAGUUGCUGUUGGGGGUUCCCUGAUGAUGAUGUUGUGUAUCAUUAUAUAUUGUGCACGGAGAGAAAACAGCAGAUCCUCACAGACAAAACAAGAAGGUACUACUGGAAUCAUUAUGAGUGAUAGGGCUAUUCAACAAGAGGGCGAGAGUGAGUCUGUUUAUGCCAAUCAUUUCAUGCUGUCAUCUGCUGAAGAUGCUACACUGAAUCGUCAAGAAUCCCUCCAUUACGCCUCCAUUGACUUCAGAAACAUCCAACCAGAGUCGGAAGAAAUCAGGGGUAUCUCCUCGCUGACCACUGACUAUGCUGUUAUCCAUUAUUCUGGUGAAUUGGUGGAGACAAAAGGCUCUGUGGGAGGUGAUUAAGCCAACAGCAACAUCUCAGCUUUGAAGUCCCAGAAAGAUUGAACUGUACCAGACACAGGGACAAAUAUCAGAAGAUACAUAUGAAGAAACUUCACCCAUCCUAAGACUUUU
Molecule: messenger RNA, 1620 nt
Organism: Rhinichthys klamathensis goyatoka
Lineage: Eukaryota; Metazoa; Chordata; Actinopteri; Cypriniformes; Leuciscidae
Product: sialic acid-binding Ig-like lectin 13
Exons: 7
Coding region: 103-1509 (468 amino acids)
Source: RefSeq, a predicted model, not a curated record